Messenger RNA from Caenorhabditis remanei, 1833 nucleotides. RefSeq lists its product as uncharacterized. The transcript is spliced from 13 exons. Gene Ontology annotation, molecular function: ABC-type transporter activity; ATP hydrolysis activity; ATP binding. The record is from RefSeq and is a predicted model, not a curated record. The coding region runs from base 1 to 1833 and encodes 610 amino acids. Gene Ontology annotation, cellular component: plasma membrane. Lineage: Eukaryota; Metazoa; Nematoda; Chromadorea; Rhabditida; Rhabditidae.
AUGACGACAGAGACAUGCAGUCUCCUGUCCGUCGGACAAUCCGAAUAUGGAGCAGCACCAUCGAUGAUUUCAGCUCUGGAAGCUGUUGAUCCAGUGACUCUGACAUGGCAUAAUAUCUCAAUUCAAGCUCAAAAAUCUGGAAAACAAAUUCUGGAGAAUGUUUCAGGAAUCGCCAAACCGGGACAGUUGCUUGCGUUAAUGGGAGCGAGUGGUGCUGGAAAAACAACAUUGCUCAAUAUGCUUCUUUCUCGUAAUCUGAAGGGUCUUAGCACAAGCGGAAGCGUAAAAGUGAACGGUCACGAGCUGGGACGAGGAAUCACUGCCAUAUCGGGAUAUGCUCAACAGGACGAACUUUUUGUUGGAACGCUCACUGUCAAAGAGUAUUUGAAUAUACAGGCCAAACUUCGUGUCAAUGGAGACGCCGAUAAAAGGAGACGUCGCGUUGGAAACGUGAUGGCUCAACUGGGACUUUAUAAAUGUCAAAACACAAGAAUCGGAGCAAUUGGAGGACAAAAAGGAAUUUCUGGUGGUGAAAUGCGUCGUUUGACCUUUGCUUGCGAGCUUCUUUCAAAUCCUUCAGUUCUUUUCUGCGAUGAGCCGACAACUGGACUUGAUUCGUUUAUGGCUGAAAGUGUUGUUCAAGUCCUUUCUAAUCUGGCGAAAUCGGGGAGAACUGUCAUUUGCACAAUUCAUCAGCCGUCAUCUCAACUUUACUUGAUGUUCGAUAGAGUCAUGUUUAUGGCUGGAGGAAAAACUGCUUUCUUGGGAUCACCCAGAGAUGCUAUCCAGUUCUUCGAAGACGCUGGUUUCGCGUGCCCACGAAAUUUCAAUCCAGCUGAUUUGAUCAUUCACACUCUUGCAGUUAUGCCGAAUGAAGAAGAUAAAUGUCGACAGAGAAUCGAAGUGAUUUGUACAAAAUUCCAAAAUAGUUCAUACGGUCGCACAUUGAAAAUUGGAGUUGAGAAAACCGAAGAAGGACAAAGACCAUCGGAACGUAAGAAGACUGGAAUAGCGACACAGAUCGGAGCACUUCUUGAAAGAUCAGCAAUUGACACGUGGAGGAAUCCAUCAUUAACAAGAGCAAAAGUGAUUCAAAAAAGUAUUAUGGGAUUAUUUAUUGGAUUGCUGUAUCUUCAAAGUCCACUGACAUCAAUUGGAAUCUCAAAUCUAAAUGGAGCGUUGUUCUAUCUGGUUUGUGAACUGACCUACUCAACUAUCUUCGGAAUUCUGAACUUCCUUCCAACUGAUUUUCCACUCGUUUCCCGUGAAUAUCACGAUGGCCUUUAUUCAGUUUUCUCGUAUUAUGUGGCUCGUUGUCUCUCAUAUCUUCCUCUUUUCACUGCUGAUGGACUCAUCAUGCUUCUCGUUUCGUAUUGGCUCGUUGGUUUCUCAAACUCACUUACGCAGGUCCUCUUCGCAUGCCUUAUUGCAUUCCUCAUUGAGCAAUCUUCAUCAGCAUGUGGAAUAAUGUUGUCAUGCAUUUCACCAUCUCUUCCGAUUGCAAUGUCUACUGCCGGUCCAAUGCUAACUCUUCUCUCAUUAACUGGUGGUCUCUACGCCAAUGUCGGUGCACUGCCUUCGUAUAUCUCAUGGAUUCAAUAUCUGUCAUGGUUCAGAUAUGGAUUCGAGGCUUUCGCAAUCAACCAAUGGAGUAGUGUCAAUGAACCAAAUACGACUAUUUGGACAGAUGCGAAACGAGAUUCGGUGUUGUCACAGCUAUCAUUCCGAGCGGAAAUGUUUUAUCCCGAUCUAGUAAUUAUGUCUGCCUUCAUAAUUGUUUUCUACACAAUUGGAUAUGCUGGAUUGGCUUAUCGGGUCAGCAAAGCACGUUAA